AUGGCCGCCGCCCGAGUCGGAGGAGGAGAUAAGUACAGGUUGUGCCUGGUCGGUGUGGCUCUGAUCGUGGCGGCCAUGGGGUUCCAGGCGGCAGAGGGCCGGAGCUACGAGGGCGUGAACCCGUUCUGCCGCACGGCCAGCUACCGGAAGCUGUGCACGGACAUGGUGAAGGGGGCCGGGAACUGGCACGAGGCGUCGGCGAACGCGAUGCAGUCGGCGCUGGAGCUGGCGAAGAAGCUGAAGGGGAUGGCCCCGCAGCCGCAGAAGCUGCCGGAGACGGUGCCGGCGAGGGACCCGGCGGCGCAGAGGAACCAGGUGAUGGAGAUCUGCAAGGACAACCUGGACGGGGUGGUGGACGACCUGGAGUCGAGCCUGGAGGCGCUGCGGAGCGACGACGUGGGGACGGUGAGGUCGCACCUCAGCGGGGCGCUGCGGACCGACUGCCAGGACGCCAUGCGGGAGUCCAAGAUGGACUUCCCCUUCAGCAGGUACCUCGGGACCAUGAAGGCCAACAUCGACAACUGCCUCGCCGUCGUCAUGCAGAACUAG
Messenger RNA from Andrographis paniculata, 549 nucleotides. RefSeq lists its product as uncharacterized. Gene Ontology annotation, molecular function: enzyme inhibitor activity. NCBI's taxonomy places the organism in Eukaryota, Viridiplantae, Streptophyta, Magnoliopsida, Lamiales, Acanthaceae. The record is from RefSeq and is a predicted model, not a curated record. Bases 1 to 549 code for a protein of 182 amino acids. The transcript has a single exon.